Molecule: messenger RNA, 2728 nt
Organism: Doryrhamphus excisus (bluestripe pipefish)
Lineage: Eukaryota; Metazoa; Chordata; Actinopteri; Syngnathiformes; Syngnathidae
Source: RefSeq, a predicted model, not a curated record
UAGCAAUGCCUCGUACAGGAGUUCCUAAUUCCCUACCAACUAAAGAAAUGCAUUUUAAACUGUCAACAGUAUUUCACACUGGACUGUUUUGGGAACAUGGGCCAAUAUGCAGCUGGACAAGCCGUCAAACGUUUUCCAACGUUACUUGGUCGUGUGGAAGAGUCAGAAGAGCAAGCAGUAAGUCCAAAUUAAUGGCCACAUUAGGCCUUACCUGUAGGAAACCUACUGUACUUGUAGAAAGGGUGUUUCAUGAUUAAUUUUACCUGUUUGUGUUUCAGUUGUUUCCAGUGCGUGCCAGUACACCAUUAUAGAGCCAUCAGAUUCAUACAUCUGUUAAAAUACAAGCUUUUAUUAACGUCCACAAUAUAAAAACUAUACUAAUAGAAUGACAAGGUCUCACUUGAAUGCCUUUUUGUGACGUCACCACCAGCAUAUCUCGAGAAGGCAAAACACAAAAUGCAGCCUGUUGCAAGAAAACAGUUUCUCUUUGCAAUGCGUACGUCCAAAUGUCAUGCUGAUUUAGCAGGUAUAAGAUGAGCUCAAAACCAUGAGCAAAAUCAAAAUCAUUCUUCCAAAUGUUUCUGUAUAAUGGCCUUACCUGCAUGAUGAGCGAUGGACUUGUGGCCACGUUAGGCUCCUUGGACUGCAGCUGACGGUGGGAGUAGUUGAUGCCAUCCCACGACGCGCUGACCAUAUUGACCACAUUGGCGUGGACCACGGUGAAGUAGGUGAGGCGCCGCGGGGCGAUGCGCAGCGUGCUCAAGUUGUUGUACAACGCAGACGCGCUGUUCUUAAUCUGGAUGCUCUUCUCUUUGCGAUACAUUGGGAAGGUUACACUGUUUGAUGAAUAAAUGUAUGUAAACCUGUUCAAGAUUUAGGAGAUUUUUAUAACAACGACAUUACAGCUUUACUGCUCGGUACUUAGCAUUAGCUUGGCGGCUAGGUGGCUGCUAGCAUGAAGCCAUCUGUAACUACGCAGUCAAAUUUUCAGAAAUGACACGGAAACUGUUGCUUAUUAAAUGUAAACCGUAACCGGUUAACGGGUCUAUACUUAGUGCUGUGGUCGUCUAUGUGACUAGUACAAAUUGACUUUAGCGAUUAUUUCCCAGCUAAUCUCUUUGGCGUCUACCGCAGCCAUAGAGACAACGCCGCUUGUGCGUGUGACGUCAUAAGAAUGUGUUCUGUUGCUAGGUAACAUGUCUACACACUAGGAGGUGGACACAAAUAGGUAGAUUGUCGUUUGGACAAGAUAUAAAAAAAAACGGUUCUAAAAAAAUCGAGCUAAAAUAGGGUAACCAAACACCGCAAAGAUGUCCCGCUCUGCAGCCAAAGCCCAAGCUGACAAAAGUAAGGCCCCUCCUCGGGUGACCCCGCCACCACCACUUGAGCCGGAGGAGGAAGACAUCAUCCCUGGUUGUCUAACUCAGAGCCAGUGGAUGGACAUGUUGAUCCAAGAGGAAGCAGAAGAUGUCGUGGGGGAGAUAAUGGCUGAGUUGAUGACCGCGGUCAUGGAAGGCUGUUACAAUGUACACAUUGAAAGACAGCUAACAUCUUUCACUGCAUACUGGGCCAAAUCUUACUUCAUACAAAUUUUGGAGCACCAUCUUAUGUGCCGAGAUAAAGGGGAAGAUGCAGUGGAAUCAGUUGGAACAGAAGACUCUGAACCAAGGCCGAUCACUCCAGAUGUCUGGUCUGAAGGAUGUUUUCCAGUUAUACAUGGAGCUGCUCAAUCUCAGGCCAUAGGACGAAAGGUCACCCAAAAAGAUAAUAUUUGCCAAGCCCGUGGACGACCCUUUCCUGGAGCCAACAAGCAAAAUGAUCCUAUGCCACAAAAAAGCGCCUCCCCAAGGCCAUCUGAAAGCAAAAUAAGUCCCAGCAGGUCUGAUGUUGAAAACAUAUGUAAAGAACCACGUCCUCUCCCCAAACAAACCAUUAAUUCCAAGAAAAAAAUAAACGCUUCUUGGUCCCCGAAGCUUGCCCCAAGAACUGUUCUACCACCUAUGUCUUGUUCAGCAGAAAAAAUGGAAACCAAGAGUGAAAAUAAACUCCCUUCUGUUUCUAAACAUACAGCCAGAUCAUCACAUCAACAAAAAGAAAGUAAAUCCAUACGGAAGCCUGAUCAUACUUCCUUGCCUAAUUACUGGAUCACUCCUCAGUAUGAGAUCUUAAAUAACAGCACAAAAGCUGGUAAAAAAAGGGGGCUCCCUAAACCACCGCCAGUACAUAACAAGCUGCAGACUAACACAAAUGGAACUUUGUGGAAUCCUGCUAACAGGAGUCAACCAGCAAGACCUGAAGAUAAGAUAGAUGUUCAGCAGAAAAGGUUGUCUACCAUAAAAGAUGAGGAGACGAUAGCUAGAGCACUGAGGUUGGACACCAUGCAUUUGGAAAAAGGUGUUUCUGUCAUGGAUCAUCACAAAACAGAAGUGGGCCCAGAACAUUUUAAAUCACAAGCUCAGUCUGCCAAACUGUGUCCGAUACAAAGUGAUGCUGUAACGUCUCUAUUUUCUGUGGACCAGUUGACAGCAGGACAUCCACCUCAGGUCACACCACUGUUGUGGUCUAAGAAAUUUGACUUGUGAUAAAAACAAUAGAGACACAAAAGUGUAUAUUUUGCAGCUCCUACAGCCACAAAAUACUGUAUCAUCGACUAAGCUUAUGAGUACACAUGUUUUAAACUGACUCCAUGCAUUAAAGAUGUAAUUUAGAUCUUGAAUAAACUGAAAUC